AUGGAGAUCCAGUACCGCGACAGCCUCCCCGAUGAUGUCCGCUCCGGCUUCGACAAAGCUGUAGAAGCCCUACCGCAAGAGCAUCUCCGCGCUCCUGUUACCGGUGACGAAGUGAACAGCCCCGAGGAAGCCCUUCACUGGUUUCUCAAGUGCCCUGAUCUUGGCUUCUCCACGCCAUAA
This is a messenger RNA of Hirsutella rhossiliensis, 180 nucleotides long. RefSeq lists its product as uncharacterized. The record is from RefSeq and is a predicted model, not a curated record. NCBI's taxonomy places the organism in Eukaryota, Fungi, Ascomycota, Sordariomycetes, Hypocreales, Ophiocordycipitaceae. The transcript has a single exon. Bases 1 to 180 code for a protein of 59 amino acids.